Molecule: messenger RNA, 1545 nt
Organism: Corythoichthys intestinalis (scribbled pipefish)
Lineage: Eukaryota; Metazoa; Chordata; Actinopteri; Syngnathiformes; Syngnathidae
Gene: tnnc1a
Product: troponin C type 1a (slow)
Exons: 6
Coding region: 186-671 (161 amino acids)
Cellular component (GO): myosin II complex
Molecular function (GO): calcium ion binding
Source: RefSeq, a predicted model, not a curated record
AGACACACAUUUGUGGACGCACACCGAGGGGAGGCUGCCGUGACUGGGGAGGGACCAGACGACGGCGGGCCCUGGCUAUAAAACCUUGCCAUGACGAGGCCAACGUCCUGCCCGGAGCUGGACAGUACCCAUUUUCUCUGUGGCUGCAGGACCCCGUCACGACAGGCAGCAGACCAACGUCCAACAUGAACGACAUCUAUAAGGCAGCGGUUGAGCAGCUGACAGAUGAACAGAAAAAUGAGUUCAAGGCCGCCUUUGAUAUUUUUGUUCAAGAUGCAGAAGAUGGCUGCAUUAGCACCAAAGAGCUAGGGAAGGUGAUGAGGAUGCUGGGCCAGAACCCCACACCCGAGGAGCUGCAGGAAAUGAUUGAUGAGGUGGAUGAAGAUGGGAGUGGCACUGUGGAUUUUGACGAAUUCCUGGUCAUGAUGGUGAGGUGCAUGAAGGAUGACAGCAAAGGGAAGUCAGAGGAGGAACUGGCAGAGUUGUUUCGCAUGUUUGACAAAAACGCAGAUGGUUAUAUCGACCUGGACGAGUUGAAAAUGAUGCUAGAAUCAACAGGAGAAGCAAUUACUGAGGAUGACAUCGAGGAACUGAUGAAAGACGGGGACAAGAACAACGAUGGCAAAAUUGAUUACGACGAGUUCUUGGAGUUCAUGAAAGGAGUGGAGUAAUUCAAUACUCAAGAACAUUAUUUUUGUAUUCCUUUGUCACAUCUGGAAAACUGGAAGCUGACUUGGGAUGGAUCUUUGGAACGACUUUGCAAGAUUUACAGCAUCUGGCUGUUUCUGUUAUAUUUUUCUUACCACCUCCUCUUGCAUCGUUGUAAAUACAGUUUGUAACUAUUUUUGUGCCCAAUUUGUGUAAAUUACGUAUUACAUUUUCUUUUUUUUUAAUGUCUGAAGUUCAGUUUACAGGUGUUUUCACAGAGCGGUUGAUGUUUUAUAGCUGUGUGGACAAAGCAGAAUCCCUCUCAGUCAUCGCAGCAACUUUAAGACCAGCCGCCAGGUUCAGCAUAUGUUGUGACGCGCAUUGCAAAUAUUUUUUCGUAUGCUUGAGAUACCCUCAGGACUUUUUGUCUUCCUCUCAUCACCUUGGGAAGCAUGCAUUUUACCAUGUGCUUGCAAAGUGAGGUCAAGAAAUAAACAAGAUGCAUUUGGGAAAGCAGUUAUUCAUUUUGAGCCAUUCUUUUUUUAUUUCUUUAUAAAUGAUCACUCCCAAAAAUCCUGCAAAGUUAAUUUUCUAGCCUGAUGUGCGUUGCCAACUCUUUGCUAAGAAUGCAUGGUCAGUCUAUGUCAAGAGUGGCUCUCAAUUUCAUAGCCACUUGUCCUCUGUUAAUACUCGUCUGCGGCAUGCAAGCGAUCCACAUGGUCGCAGUAUCACUCCCUAGUUGCGCACUCUAUUGAGACAGGAGCUAUUUAUGUCUAAUCAUGUUAGUGCCCAUGUUAGGGGAUCUGGAGUGACUGUCUUAGUGUUGACAAUCCCAUGCCUUUGUCCUUAUAAAGAACUCGAAAAGUGUUGCAGGCUUUAGCGCGCUGUCCCCAUGAA